AUGGCUGGCAUCUUUGAGGCUCCGCGGAAUGCGGACACCCUUUUCUUGGGUGGGCAGAAAAUCACUGGUGCGGAUGUCCGAGAGCAAAAUGUUUUGGCGACGCAGGCGAUUGCAAAUGUCAUCAAAAGCUCCUUCGGACCCUCGGGGCUGGACAAGAUGAUGGUGGAUGACAUAGGGGAUGUGACGGUUACGAACGAUGGCGCGACCAUUCUGUCUCUGCUGGACAUCGAGCACCCUGCGGGCAAGAUCCUCGUCGACUUGGCUCAGCAGCAGGAUAAGGAGGUCGGAGAUGGCACGACUUCCGUUGUCCUUAUCGCUGCGGAGCUACUGCGACGGGCGAACGAGCUAAUGAAAAACCGGAUACACCCUACCACGAUCAUCACCGGGUACCGACUGGCCCUGCGUGAGGCCGUCAAAUAUAUGAACGAAAAUGUGACUACGAAGGUGGAGAACCUGGGGAAGGACAGCUUGGUUAACAUCGCGAAAACCUCCAUGUCGAGCAAGAUUAUUGGGGCCGAUUCCGAGUUCUUUGCGAAGCUGUGCGUGGAUGCGAUGCUGCUGGUGAAGUCGACAAAUCAGAGGAACGAGGUCAAAUACCCAGUCAAGGCCGUCAAUCUCCUGAAGGCCCAUGGAAAGAGUGGUACCGAGUCCGUGCUCGUCAACGGCUACGCUCUGAACUGCACCGUUGCCUCCCAGGCCAUGAAGACUCGUGUGACUGAUGCCAAGAUCGCCUGUCUGGACAUGAACCUGCAGAAGGAGCGGAUGAAGCUUGGUGUCCAGAUCACGGUGGACGAUCCCGACCAGCUCGAGAAGAUCCGUGAGCGGGAGUCGGGCAUUGUCUUGGAGCGGGUUGAGAUGAUCCUAAAAUCCGGUGCCAAUGUCGUCCUGACGACCAAGGGCAUUGACGACAUGGUCCUCAAGCUGUUUGUUGAGAGGGGAGCAAUGGCGGUUCGUCGUUGCAAGAAGGAAGACCUGCGACGUAUCGCCAAGGCCACCGGUGCCACCCUUGUCAGUACCCUGUCGGACCUUAAUGGCGACGAGAAGUUCGAAGCAUCAAACCUGGGCCAGGCAGAGGAAGUUGUGCAAGAACGGAUCUCAGAUGACGAGUGCAUCCUUGUCAAGGGAACCAAGGUUCACACCUCGGCCUCGAUCAUUCUACGCGGCCCCAACGAAUUCAGUUUGGAUGAGAUGGAGCGCUCUGUUCACGACUCGCUUUGCGCAGUCAAGCGCACUCUCGAGAGCGGCAGCAUCGUUCCUGGUGGUGGAGCCGUUGAAACUGCCCUUCACAUUUACUUGGAGGAGUUUGCAGUCACGGUGGGCUCCCGGGAGCAACUUGCUAUUGGUGAAUUCGCACAGUCUCUGCUCGUCAUUCCUAAGACGCUGGCGGUUAACGCAGCCAAGGAUUCAUCCGAGCUCGUUGCGCAGCUCCGUGUUCGCCACGCCCUGUCCCAGCGGGUUCAGGAAGGCGAUGCCAAUGAGGAAGAAAAGGCCAUCGCCAAGAAGAAGACGUAUGGCAACUACGGUCUGGACCUGAUGAAGGGACGAGUGCACGACACCUUGAAGGCCGGUGUUCUGGAGCCCAGCAUGAGCAAGAUCAAGCAGCUCAAGAGUUCGGUCGAGGCUUGCAUAGCUAUCAUGCGCAUCGACACGAUGAUCAAGCUGGACCCCGAGAGACAGGAGGAUGACGGCCACGGCCACUAG
Messenger RNA from Penicillium alfredii, 1701 nucleotides. RefSeq names its product chaperonin-containing T-complex alpha subunit TCP1. NCBI's taxonomy places the organism in Eukaryota, Fungi, Ascomycota, Eurotiomycetes, Eurotiales, Aspergillaceae. The coding region runs from base 1 to 1701 and encodes 566 amino acids. Gene Ontology annotation, molecular function: ATP binding; ATP hydrolysis activity; ATP-dependent protein folding chaperone. Gene Ontology annotation, biological process: protein folding. The transcript has 6 exons. The record is from RefSeq and is a predicted model, not a curated record. Gene Ontology annotation, cellular component: chaperonin-containing T-complex.